AUGGAGACCAUCAGAGCGUCCGCUUUGCGCGCCCCCGCGCUCUCCCCCGCGCCAGCGCAGGAGAUCAGCUCGCGCGCCUUCCGCGCCGUUCAGCCCGUCGCCACGCCCGUCACUCGACCUCGCCGCGGCGCCAGAACCGCCGCAUUGCGCGGGCUGGGCGUGCGGGCAGAGAGCGGCGCGACGGAGACGGAGAGCUCCGCGACGGCGGCGGGCGGCGAGGGGAAGGCGCUGAACCGAUGGAGCUCGCGCAUCACGCAGCCCAAGUCGCAGGGCGCGUCGCAGGCCAUGCUGUACGGCGUGGGGCUCACCGAGGCCGACAUGCACAAGGCGCAGGUGGGGAUCUCGUCGGUGUGGUACGAGGGCAACACGUGCAACAUGCACCUGCUGCACCUGGCGGAGGCCGUGAAGGGUGGCGUGACGGACGCGGGGCUGGUGGGGUUCCGCUUCAACACCAUCGGCGUCAGCGACGGCAUCUCCAUGGGCACGGACGGCAUGAGCUACAGCCUGCAGUCGCGCGACCUCAUUGCGGACAGCAUUGAGACGGUCAUGGCGGCGCAGUGGUACGACGCCAACAUCUCCAUCCCCGGCUGCGAUAAAAACAUGCCCGGCACGGUGAUGGCAAUGGCGAGGCUCAACCGACCAGCCAUCAUGAUCUAUGGCGGCACCAUCAAGCCGGGGCAUUUCGAGGGAGCCACUCUUGACAUCGUCAAUGCCUUCCAGAGCUACGGCGAGUAUGUGGCGGGGAGGAUAACGGAGGAGGAGAGGCAGCAGGUGGUGCGGCACUCGUGUCCGGGGCAGGGAGCGUGUGGAGGCAUGUACACCGCCAACACCAUGGCCUCCGCCAUUGAGGCUCUCGGCCUCACGCUGCCCUACAGUUCGUCCAUCCCAGCGGAGGACCCCUUGAAGCUGGACGAGUGUCGCCUGGCGGGGGCGGCCAUCAAGCGGCUGUUGGAGCUGGACGUGAAGCCCAGAGACAUCAUCACACGGGAGUCGCUCGAGAACGCCAUCACCACCGUCAUCGCCCUGGGUGGUUCGACUAACGCUGUGCUGCACCUCAUCGCUAUUGCCAGAGCCGUGGGGCUGAGCCUGACGCUGGACGACUUCCAGGCCAUCAGCGACCGCGUGCCCUUCAUUGCUGACCUCAAGCCCAGCGGCAAAUACGUCAUGGAGGACGUGCACAAGAUUGGAGGAACGCCAGCAGUGCUCAAGUACCUGCUGGAGAAGGGGUUGCUGCAUGGGGACUGCCUCACUGUGACGGGCAAGACCUUGGCAGAGAACCUGGCCUCUGUGCCGCCACUCUCCCCCGGCCAGGACGUCAUUCGCCCACUGGAGGAGCCCAUCAAGCAGACCGGCCACUUGCAGAUUCUGUACGGCAAUCUGGCACCAGAGGGGUCGGUGGCCAAGAUCACGGGCAAGGAAGGGCUCUACUUUAAAGGUCCGGCGUUGGUGUUUGAGGGCGAGGAGGCCAUGCUGGAGGCGCUCUCUGCCGACCCCAACAGCUUCAAGGGAGCGGUGGUGGUGAUACGGGGCGAGGGCCCCAAGGGAGGGCCGGGCAUGCCGGAGAUGCUCACGCCCACCUCUGCCAUCAUGGGCGCCGGGCUCGGCAAGGAGGUGGCGCUGCUGACGGAUGGGCGCUUCUCCGGUGGCUCGCACGGCUUUGUGGUCGGUCACAUCUGCCCCGAGGCACAGGUGGGCGGCCCCAUAGGGUUGGUGCAGAACGGGGACAUGAUAACAAUCGACGUGGAGAAGAGGGCCAUGGACAUGGCUGUGAGCGACGAGGCGCUGCAGCGCCGCCGCGCCAACUGGGUGCCACCGCCCCUCAAGGCCACCCGCGGCACGCUGUACAAGUACAUCAAGACGGUCAAGUCGGCGUCUGAAGGCUGCGUCACGGACGAGUAG
Closterium sp. Yama58-4 is the source of this 1899-nucleotide messenger RNA. The record is from the annotation of a GenBank genome assembly. Lineage: Eukaryota; Viridiplantae; Streptophyta; Zygnematophyceae; Desmidiales; Closteriaceae.